Molecule: messenger RNA, 3216 nt
Organism: Serendipita indica DSM 11827
Lineage: Eukaryota; Fungi; Basidiomycota; Agaricomycetes; Sebacinales; Serendipitaceae
Source: the annotation of a GenBank genome assembly
AUGAGCAACAAAAAUAAGCCCUCUGGACCAAAAAACACCAUCUCACACUACUUCUCUGCAAGUCCAGCGAAGGUAGUUGAACCCCCAACCACCACGGAGACGUUGGGGAAACGCAAGAGAGAAUCCCAAGUCGUCGACCUUACUCUCGAGUCUGACGAUGACGAAGGACAACCGGCUACAAAGCGACAGAAUGCUUCUAACCAAUUCACUCGUCCGGCAGGAGCCAUUCCAUCUAGACCUAAAGAUUCUGAAUCUCCGUUGAAGAAGCGCUUCAGAUACAUUGCUCCAGAUGAAGAGGAUUCAUCCCCUCCCCCGGUGCAAGAUCUACAGACCAGGGCGAGGAACGAAGCGAGGAGAAAGCAGCUAAAGGAGACUCUAAAACAAAUCCAACGGAGUAGUUCUGCUGGUGCAGAAGAUGAGUUUGACGAGGAUCAACAAACACAAACCACAGGCAGCGAGCAAGAUGAAGAAAAUGGUGGCCUUACAAGUCAACUACGGAAAAAAUUUUCCUCUAACUUGGCCUUGAGCCGUCAAGAGUCGAAGAAAUCCACCGGAAAGGGAAAGAGAAAAGGCGAGGAGAUUGGGCCGUCUGGGCAACCCUACACUCCCUUGGAGCUUCAGGUGAAACAGCUCAAAGAAGAGAAUCCCGGUACUCUAUUGCUAUUCGAGGUUGGCUACAAGUAUCGCUUCUUUGGAGAGGACGCUAGAAUAGCCUCCAAAGCCCUUGGUAUAGCCUGCUUCAUGGACCGCAACUUUCUGACAGGUUCAAUUCCGGUCUAUCGAAAGAUGAUCCACACUAAGAAAUUACUGUCUUUGGGUCAUCGGGUUGGGAUCGUUGGUCAGACAGAGACGGCUGCAUUGAAGAAAGCAGGCGAUAACAGGAGUGGUCCCUUUAGGCGGCAAGUCACCGAGCUGUACACAGCGACAACGUUUGUUGACGAGAUGGAAUCUUUGGAUGAGAAUGAUCUGUUCAACACUGGGGCGGCCCUCUUGUGUCUGGCCGAGUCACUUAUGGGUGGAAUGGGCCCGGACGACAGAGUCGGGUUCGGACUAGUGUCUGUGAUUCCCUCUACCGGUGAGGUCAUCUACGACCAAUUCUCAGAUGUGGCGAUGCGCACUGAGCUCGAGACACGUCUCGCUCACAUCAAGCCGUGUGAACUCCUACUUCCGGCGACUGGACUAAGUUCUCAUACCGAGAAGAUGCUCAAGCAUUACGCGGGAUCUGGGUCCGCACGUAUUGAAAGAAUAGAGGAUGCCCUACAUUACACGGACGCAUUCGAGUACCUUCACCAACCGUUUAAUGACGUCCUCGAUCUUCCAAAGCCAGUGGUCGUCGCAUUAGCUCACGCCGUCAGACAUUUGCGUGCCUACGGUCUUUCAAACGCCUUUCGCAAAACUACAUUCUUCUGUCCAUUUAUGACUCGCUCUCAUAUGCUACUUAAUGCGAACACCUUAACGAAUCUGGAAAUAUUCCAGAAUCAGACAGACUAUAGUCGUAAAGGAUCUUUGAUAUGGCGCGUUGAUCACACCAAAACAAAGUUUGGAUCAAGGCUCCUCCGACAAUGGAUCAGUAAACCUCUGGUGAACAAGAGACUUCUCGAAGAACGGUUUCAGGCUGUUGAAGAUAUUCUCAAUACCCAGUCAGCCGCGCUCGUGAAGCUUCGUACGGUGCUCAAAGGCCUACCUGAUCUUACUAAGGGCCUGAGCCGAAUUCAAUAUGGCAAGAGCACUCCGAAAGAAGUUGCCACGGUUUUGACAGCACUUCAACGUGUUGCAAAUGAGUUCGACUUGAUCGACAAACCUCAGGAUGCUGGUCUCAAAAGUCCCCUGCUUAACGAUAUUCUAUUCACUCUCCCGCGUCUGCGCGAGCCAGUCCAGCAGUUCUUGAACGACAUCAACGUGACAAAGGCACACGAAGGUGAACUGACUGAUCUGUGGAGAGAUUCCGAGAAAUAUCCCGAAGUCGACGAUGCGAAGAUGUUAAUCCUAUCUAUCGAACUUCAUAUGCAAGACCAUCUUAAAGAAGUUCGCAAAAUCCUCAAACGUCCAACUCUGAAUUGGGUAUCCGUAUCCGGAGUUGAUUUCCUAGUAGAGGUUCCCAACUCUGAGAAAUCCAAGGUGCCGGAGAAUUGGAACAGGGUUCAAGGGACGAAGAAGGUGACGAGAUUUCAUACUCCAGAAGCUCGUCAGCGGAUUUCGGAGCGAGAACAAUUGAAAGAAACUCUUCAAGCUGUAUCUGUCAAGGCAUUUGAGAAGUUCCAAGCUGAAAUCAACGCCGAGUAUGGGUUGCUGCGCGAUGCCGUGAACAAGCUCGCUGUUGCCGAUGCACUGGCAAGCCUUGCCUUAGUUGCUACCGAGGACGGCUAUACCAAACCCCAGAUAGUUGAAGACGAUGAGCUAGAAAUUGUCAAAGGGAGGCACCCACUUAUUGAAGCGAUAUCUUCCGCCCCAUUUGUGCCGAAUGACAUAGCGUUGGGCAGAAGAACAAACUUGGCCAUGGUCAUUACAGGUCCCAAUAUGGGUGGAAAGUCCUCUUGCACACGGUUGACGGCACUCCUAGUGAUCAUGGCACAAAGUGGCUGUUGGGUGCCUGCGGAACAUGCCAGAAUCCCACUGCAUGAUGCAGUGUUGACCCGCAUGGGCGCGUCUGAUGAGAUUCAACGAGGCCGCUCUACCUUUAUGGUCGAGAUGAGUGAAACUGCAGAGAUUAUACAAUCCGCAACAGAGAGAAGCUUGGUCAUUUUGGACGAGUUGGGAAGAGGUACCGCGACAUGGGAUGGAGUAGCGAUCGCGACCGCAGUGCUCGAUCACAUGGUUUCUGUCAUUCGAUGCAAAACGCUCUUCAUCACCCAUUACCCUCAAAUUGGCGUCGAGCUUUCUCAAAAGUAUCCGGGACUUGUUGCAAAUGCGCACAUGGGGUAUUUGGAGGAAGAGCUCGCAGAUGGCAGACGAGAGAUUCAUUUUCUGUACCGCCUACAAGAUGGAGUCGCUGACAAGUCGUUUGGGGUGGAAUGUGGAAGACUGGCAGGCCUCCCGGAAGUGGUUCUUGCGCAGGCCAGUCGUAAAUCGGCAGAAUGGGAAGAGCGAGAACGAAGUCUACACCUCCGCUCGACUCUCAAAGAUAUCGCUAGAGUAUCCACUUCGUCAUCCAUGCAUCAAGCCAUUUCCCUUCAGAAGCUGAAAGUAACUAUCGGAAAGAUGAUAGCAAGACGAUAG